This is a messenger RNA of Geodia barretti, 1737 nucleotides long. Lineage: Eukaryota; Metazoa; Porifera; Demospongiae; Tetractinellida; Geodiidae. The record is from the annotation of a GenBank genome assembly.
AUGUUGAGUCUGAACAUUGAUCUGGUGUGCCACGCAACUCGGCGACCCGAUAAAGGCGAAACGAUCAUCGGCGAUGCCUUCGAUAUAUUCACAGGUGGGAAAGGAUUUAAUCAGGCAACCGCUGCAGCACGGUUAGGUGCCGAAGUCACGCUUGUCGGAAGUGUCGGUGCAGAUCCUUUCGGGGAGAUGCUACUCACAGCGAUAGAGAAUGAACAUAUUAACAGCAGGUUUGUCACAAGACGUACGGACAUCGGCACAGGCGUAGCAACAAUCGUUAUUGAACCGGAUGGCGACAAUAGCAUUAUCGUCGUGCCACGCGCCAAUAUGGCACUCACGACAGCAGAUAUAGAUGCUGCCGCCGAUUGUAUCGCAGACGCGGAUGUCCUCCUCUUACAAUUAGAGACUCCGAUCGCGACAUCCGAACACGCAGCGGCAAUUGCCAAAAAACACGGCACAACGGUGGUCCUAAAUCCUGCACCUGCACAACCACUGCCGGAUAGCCUUUUAAGAUAUGUUGAUAUUCUUACCCCGAACCAAUCCGAAACAGAACUGUUGUCGGGGAUGAAGAUUUCCGUCGCUGCGGAAAAAUGGGAAGCGAACAUAAGAAAAGACUUUGCAAAGGUCCUACGAGAAAAAAAGAAGCCUGCCGAGAAACACCGCGAAUUUAUCCUUAAAUGGGAGAAACAGGGACGACUCUCCACACUCCUAACGCUUUAUGAAACAGAAAAAGAGAAUUCUCAGGGACAGCAGCCCUCAUCUCCUGCAAUGAAGGCUGGUUUCUACUACGGCUUAGGCUACGUACACGCGCUUGAGGCUACGAAAACCGAUGAGGCGUUUGACACGGCGGUCCCCUAUCUACAACGCGCCCUUGAAAUUGAGCCAGAUCUGUUUUGGGCACGUUUCAAUUUGGGUGGUAUCUAUCAACAACAAGGUAACAACGAAUUGGCACUUGCGGAAUUUGAGGUGUGCGUCCGUUUGAACCCUAACUACUACCCCGUUUACUAUCGGAUCGGUGAGAUUUAUCGGAAACAGCAAAACUACACAGAAGCACUCAACGCCUUUGAGACAGCGCGAAAGUUAAAUCGGAAAUGGGAAUAUCCACAAUACGGUAUCGGUUUGGUCUACUUCGCACAAGGUGAGACAGACCGCGCCCGCGAAGCGUUUGAAAAUAUUACGCAUCAAAAGAAAAAGUUCGCACCCGCCUACAUCAAACUUGGCCAAAUUCUCGCUACACAAGGAUUUUUCGAUGACGCUUUAGCAGAGUACGCCAAAGCUGCACAGUACCAAAGCCACUCGGCACAGGAAAUUUACGAACUGGCGGUUAUCUUUAAUGAAAAAGGCAAUACAGAUGGCGCGAUUCAACUCUAUCAACGCACAAUAGAGACUGAGCCAACCCAUGGGCAAUCGCAUUUCGCGCUCGGGGAAAUCUUUUAUGCCAGCGGCAAUACCGAGGCAGCACUACACCAUUACCAACAAGCGUUAUCCAUCAUGCCGAACACUAAGGACGUUUUCUAUGAACCGUUGGAACCUUACUUCGCAGGGUUGAUGACACCGGAUCAAGCAAUGCCAAUUAUAGAGAAAGCGAUGUUCGUCCUUCCCAACGAUCCGCGUUCCUCCUUUUAUGCAGGCACUAUUGAAGCCGAUGCAGGCAACACCGAAAAAGCCAUCCAACAUUAUGAGAAAACAAUUGAAAUAAUUGAAGCGGACGCAAGUUAUCUGCAAAUUGAACUCCUUUAG